Messenger RNA from Scomber japonicus (chub mackerel), 2206 nucleotides. It is a transcript of the gene gpc2, whose product is annotated as glypican 2. The record is from RefSeq and is a predicted model, not a curated record. The coding region runs from base 1 to 1761 and encodes 586 amino acids. The transcript is spliced from 11 exons. Gene Ontology annotation, biological process: regulation of signal transduction; smoothened signaling pathway; regulation of protein localization to membrane. Gene Ontology annotation, cellular component: extracellular region; plasma membrane; synapse. Lineage: Eukaryota; Metazoa; Chordata; Actinopteri; Scombriformes; Scombridae.
AUGGAUACCCGGCUAUCUUUCUCCAGGUACCCGCUGCUGGUGUUGCUCUGCUCGGUUGCUGCCCCGUCGGGGACCCGGAGCCCCGUGGCUGCUGCGGGGAGGAGCUGCUCCGACACCCGGCAGGUGUACUCGGAGAAAGGGUACAGCACAGGCACUGCUCCACUGACUCAAAUCUCCGGUGAGCACCUGCGGCUCUGUCCUCAGGACUACACCUGCUGCUCCAGUCAGAUGGAGGAAACACUGGCUCACCAGAGCGAGAGGGACUUCCUCAAAGCUGUCGAAGACAACAGCCAGUUCCUUUUGACCACCUUUACCCAGAGACACCGCAGGUUUGAUGAGUUCUUCAGAGAGCUUAUAGACUUAUCAGAGAAGUCAAUGAACCAGAUGUUUACCAAGACCUACGGGCGGCUCUUCACCCAGAAUGCACACGUCUUCCAGGAGCUGUUUGUGGAGCUUCGCAGAUAUUAUUCUGGGGGAAGUGUGAGUCUGACAGAGGUUUUCUCAGACUUCUGGUCCAGACUGGUGGAGCGGGUCUUCUCUCUGGUCAACCCUCAGUAUCAGUUCAGUGAGGACUACCUGGAGUGUGUCAGCAAACACGCCGAACAGCUGCAGCCGUUUGGAGACGUGCCCCGCAAGCUGCGUGUACAAGUGUCCAGGGCUUUUAUUGCAGCCAGAGCGCUGUCUCAAGGCUUGGCUACCGGCCGAGAUAUUGUCAACAAAGCAACAAAGUUGACUGCAGAUUCAGAGUGUGUGCGAGGCCUGAUGCGUCAGUGGUACUGCCCGCUGUGUCGAGGCAUGCCUUCCCUUCGGCCCUGCCACUCCCUGUGCCUUAAUGUCAUGAAGGGAUGCUUAGCCAAUCAGGCCGACCUGGACACUGAAUGGAACAAUUUCAUUGAUGCACUGUACCAGGUUUCAGAGAAGUUAGAGGGACCGUUCAACAUGGAGCUCGCGGCCGACUCCAUAUCGGUGAAAGUGUCUGAAGCCAUCAUGCACAUGCAGGAAAACAGUGUCAGCAUCUCCACUAAGGUGUUCCAGGGCUGUGGAAACCCCAGGCCAGUUCGGUCCAAACGCUCACCCAAAGAGUCAGGAGGCAACAGGAGGCCUUUUCGCACCUACAGCCCCGAGGAAAAACCCACCACUGCUGCAGGCACUAACCUGGACCGACUGGUUACUGAGCUGAAGGAGCGACUGCGGCCCAUGCGGAGCUUCUGGGUGUCCCUCCCACACACCAUCUGCAAUGAUGAGAAGAUAGCUGCCGACGUCACUAAUGAGGACCGCUGCUGGAACGGGCAGACCCGGGGGAGGUAUCUCCCAGAUGUAACAGGAGACGGGCUGGUCAGCCAGAUCAACAACCCUGAGGUGGAGGUGGACAUUGCUAGGCCUGACGUGAGGACCCGACAGCUGAUCAUGGAGCUGAGGGUGGUGACCAACAAACUAAGACACGCUCAGACCGGACAGGACAUGGACUUCAUGGACAGUGAGUGUGAGGAAGGCAGUGGUUCAGGGGGUGGAGAUAAUGGUGAAAGGUACAAUGAUGAUUGGCCAGGUUAUGGGCCGUACUCACCUCCCUACAACAAGCCACCACGUAACCCUGCUUCCAACCCUGCUAAACCUCCUCGUGUCCGAGAAAGAAAUGGGUCCAAGUGGAACAGAAAUAAUGGCCAUGGGCGGAUCAAAUCAGCAACCAGUUGCCUCACAUUCUCCUUGGUUCCUUUGUUGUCUUUCCCUCUCAUGGUCACUGUUGCCCCCAUGUGGAGAUAGCUGCUUAUUGCAGCCUGGAAAUUAAGGAACAUGUCUGUCAUGUUGGGUGUCUGAAGCACAUUAUGAAGAAAAAAUAUCAUUCCAUUUGGUUACACCAGCAGAAAAAGACGAAACAGGCUAAUUUAGCAAUAAUUAAGAACCUGUUUACAUCACAAAAUAGAUAGGUUAAAAUUAAUAUUCUUUUCCUACUGCCCAAGCCACGAAACAGGCACUAUGUUUUAUGAUUACAAACAGUGCUUAAUGAAUAAUUACAACCAUCUUUUAGUGCCAUUCUCUAAGAUGUUUGACCUAUUAGAGUCUUGCUGAAUGAUGCGCUGAGCUGGGGUGUUUUAGUUGAUGGGGAAAAAGGCCAAAAAGCAAAAAAGCAAGCAAUGAAUGAAUUAGCAUGUCUGUGUGAUGGAGCUGAUGUUCUCAUGGUUUGGUGGUCUGUGAGAUAGAAAUUACA